UCUAUCGACAUCCAACAAAAACUCAACAUUGUCCCAAAGAAUUAAAGCCAACUUUUUUUAAAAGUCAAAAUUUUAAAAAUUUCAAUAAUACAAACACAGAUUUUGCCAAAGAAACGAAAUCAUUGAAAAACUGCCAAACACAAAACGUGGAAAGUUUUGUAAAAAUAUUAAGAGGAAAAUAUACGAAAAAAUCUAAAAAUUCGAAAGCAAUGGAAAAUGUAAAAGAGAAUGGCUGCAAAUGGCCAGGAAAACCACAACAGAAAAGGACAAAGGCCGACAAAUCGGAUAAAAAUAAUUCGAAACGUCUUAAGAAAGCAACGAAAAUUCAAAUUAACAAGAAAACCAAAGACAAGGUCAAGGGAAAAUGCUGUAAUUUGAAAAUUAUUGGCAAUGAAAAUUCAACAGACAAUGAGAGAUAUUUGACAGAUGGUGAACUUGUCUUUAUAGCGGAUGAUUUAUAUUUUAAUUCAACAAACUCAGUAUAUCAGGCAGAAAAGUUCCAAGAUUUCCAAAUGAAUGUUAACGAUUAUAAUAGAACUGAAACAGCUGCUACAAAUUGUUGUUUAGAAUCUUUAAACACUGACAAUAGCAAUUCCAGGGAUAUUGUAGCCAGAUCUAGUGAAAAUUCCAAACAACCUCUUGAUCACAACUCUAAUAAGCUCAAAAAAUCCCCAAAUUUGGAAACAGAAGUCUGCAAAAAAUCAAAGAAAACUCAGCAUUGUCCCAAAGAAUGUUGUUCAUUGGAAAGCACCAGCAAAAACAGCAGUAAUAAAAGAGUUUCCAAAAAGAAUGCGUCGAACAUGUGUCGAACGAAUGCUUUAGAAAGCAUUCGAGUUCUCAAAAUAAAAGGGGCUGAAAAGUCUCCAAACCUCUCAAUUCAAAAUGCUUUACAAUGCUAUAGCGAAAAUGUUUAUAUUUCGCGAGAUUUACUAACGAAAAUUAAUGAAAAUUUCGAACAAAAUCCUUCACAAUCCACCAGCAAUUCCCCGGGCUUGCAAACUAACAACAUUAGUGCAAAUUUGGAAACUACUGAACUCAGUUCUAAACAAACCACCUGUGAAAAGAUCAGAAAUUAUCUUAAUUUACAAAAACCAGCUAAAGAGAAUUCCCAGACAACCACUAAACAAAAUUCUACAAAAAGCAAUGAGGAAAUAAUAAGAGAUUCAUCAAAAUUCCAGCUAUUAUACAACAAUCAACAACAACCAGUUCCAAAUUAUAAGGAACCUAACGAGAUCCCCACAAUAAAUUCCAAUAAUGUGCCACCAAAUAAUAAAGAAACAUUAAAACUACCCGCCAAGCAAACUUCUUUAGAAUCCACCACCAUUCCAAACUCCCCAUAUUUAACCCAGGCUGAUUUUGAAAAUCCCCUUCUAUAUCUACCCAUUGACAGCUACCUCAACAGAGCCACAACUGCUGUUGCUGACUUUCAAAACACCGUCAAAUCUUCAAUGUCCCAAAUAUACGAAAGUUCACCAAUUGAUAAAGCCAUCCACAAUGAUCUCAUUAGUUUGGACAAUUGUGUAGAAUCUUUUUCCAAAUAUUUACUGCAGUCCUAUAAUGAUAUGGAACUUAUGGAUGCCAAAACUAAUAACUGUGUAGCCUAUCUAAAGAGCCAAAAUAUGAAAAAUAUGAGAAUCCAGAAUCAGCAACUGAGGAAUCGAAUUUUUUGAAUACAUACAUAGGUCCAUCCAAAUUUUUUGUCUUACUGACGCAAGUAAUGACUGCCACAAUUGUUUGAUUGGCAACAAAUCGGUUCGAUAUGAAAUCUGUCCUUUGUGUGUAAAUGUGAUGUAAUUAUGACUGCCGAUGUUUUGUAGACAGCUCAAAUACUGGACCUAUUUUUAAUAGAAUAACAAUCGAAUUAAAUCA
Calliphora vicina (urban bluebottle blowfly) is the source of this 1869-nucleotide messenger RNA. RefSeq lists its product as uncharacterized. Lineage: Eukaryota; Metazoa; Arthropoda; Insecta; Diptera; Calliphoridae. The record is from RefSeq and is a predicted model, not a curated record. Bases 210 to 1670 code for a protein of 486 amino acids. The transcript is spliced from 3 exons.